Molecule: messenger RNA, 2258 nt
Organism: Galleria mellonella (greater wax moth)
Lineage: Eukaryota; Metazoa; Arthropoda; Insecta; Lepidoptera; Pyralidae
Exons: 3
Coding region: 309-2258 (649 amino acids)
Source: RefSeq, a predicted model, not a curated record
UAUAUAUUUCUUUUAUCACAUAAUUCACGUUUCAACUAUCAAACUAUAGUAUAAUUAUAACUUGUUUUCAUUUUGAACAUCAUGUUGGCCAACAUAACCAGAAAUGAAGGAUUUUUUGUGUAGGUUGGUGAGAUAUCCCUGACCAAGUCGAUUUACGUAACUUACAUGAAGUGUGCACGCUUAUCGUUUUAUAUUCUGAGGCAGGUGAAAGAAAUAGGUUAGAAUUCCGAAACCAAACUAAAUAUUUUUUCUUUUUCAUCACUGUGAAUUAGUGAAUAUUAAAAGCAUUACUAUAGGUAUUGAUAACAAUGUCCAUUUUGUUUAAAAUACGGCGUAAUUUAUAUCAUGUUAAGUAUAUCUCUAAAAUGGUUCUUUCUACUUCCACAAAUAAAUUGCAGAAAAAUUUUCGUAGUUUCCAUCUUAAUACAAGUUUACGAAUAAAAAUGUUUUUGGAAUUUGAAAAUAAGUAUGCAUAUGCAAUUAUGGAAAACAAAGGGUAUUCAAUGAGUCUCACUAAAGAUAAAGACAAUAUAAAGCAAUAUAUACCUAUUACUGAUGAAGAGUUUACUGAAUUGAUGCAAGAAAAUUGGGUGCAUAAAACACCGGAUCAAAUUUUUGACUACUUUUCCAAACUAGGUGUUUAUUGCUAUAAUAAUGGCCUAUGUAUUUCCAAUAAAAUGUUUGAUACUUUUAUAGACCAUCUUACAGACAAUAUAAAGUUAGCUACUGACAAACAGCUUAUGUCUUUAUUUUAUGCUUUAUGCAAAUGGCCAGAAACAGAAUCUAUCAGGACAAGAAAUUACAUAGAAAUAUGGGCUGCUCUAGAUGAUGAAUGCUUACACAGAAUGAAAGAAUGGAAAAUAGAUCAACUGUUAUCUUUUAUUUCUUUAUUUUAUAUGUUAAAUGUUACAAAGGUUAGUGAUUUUUCUCUAAAGUCUCUACGAAAAUUAGCAUCAAAAUCAAAACAGUUGACAGCAAGUCAAUUAGUACAAACAUUGUUUUUUGUUGGUAUUGUUCGAAAACCACCAUUUGAUAUGCAUUUUUUGGAAGUAUGUUUGGAUAACAAAUUCUCAGAAUUUACAAUAGAUGAUCUUGCUAUAAUGUCUAUGGGAUUUUUCAAAAGUAAAACUCCAUUAAGGAAUACAGAAUUAGUGUGUAAAAUAAUUGAUAGAAUUAUUGAAAACUCUACAAAUAUUCAUGAGGUAUCUCUUGCAGCGCUUUUAAAAAUUGUGAGAUAUUCUAUGAAAUUAGUUAAUCAUAAUAAAAUAUAUGAUGUACUGGAUGUUCUCCAACAUGAAAUACCAAGAUUAUCACUCAUGUGUAAUGUUCAUAUUGCAUUACUUGGCACAUCUACUUUGGUAUUACACAAACCAUGUUUAACACAAAUUGCAAUAAAAACUAUGGAAUCAAUAUCUCAAGCUAGGUUAAAAGAUCUGGAAAGAUUAGUAUUAACAUAUGGCACAUUCAAUUGGAAACCUCAAACUGAAAAAUGUUUCUUCCAAUCAGUAAUAGAUGAGUUUAGAAAACCAGAAAGGUGUGAUGAAAUUACUAAACAUGGUAGAUCUUUUGCAUGUAGUAUAACAUUUUUAGGUCUUUUAGGAAUAUAUCCAAGAGAUUUGAUGAAUAAAGCUUUAGACCCAGAUUUUUUGAGAAAUACAUAUGGAAAACAGUGUGUAUUAUAUGGUAAAGAAAUAUUAUCUAUUGACAAUUCAGCUGAGAUAUUUUAUCCAGAUGCUACAAUGAAUCGUCUCAGUGACAAAUGUUCUGUCAUUUUGGCAAAGAAGUACACAGACUUCGUACCAAGUGAGAAUUAUAGUAAACAGUAUAAUAUAACUGAAAGAAUGAUGCUAGAUGUCAUGAGAAUAUUGAAGGAUUCCCGUGGUGGUGAUAAUUUUGUCAUAGGAGAUCAUAUUUUGACACACCAUCAAAGAGGAGAUAUUAUUAUCUGCAAUGAUUGCAGUGGAAAACCAUUACCUGUAGUUGAUGUAUUUAAACAAACGAAGUUUGGAUUACUUCAAAAACUACCAAACGAUAAUGAGUGGAUUAUAUUAGUGAUUACUGGCAGAAAUGGUAUUAUCCAUAAUAACAAUACACCUUCUGGGCAUUUCUUAAAUAAAAUCAAAGAACUGAAUGCUCUUGGAUAUAAUGCUGGAUUGGUGCUUUGGUCCAAGUAUUCUACAUUAGAAACAGAUGAAGACAAAUUAAAUUAUAUUAAUGAUGUAAUUAAAGAAGCAGUUAACAAUAAAAAUUCAAAGUAA